UUUCUAUUCAUAUUAUUAUGACACUGUAUGGAGUACAUUUAAAUAUUUGACACCGUAUUACAUGGAUUGUUCUUCUUAUUAGAAUAUUUAGAAACGGAUUAAGAAGGAUAUUAUCUAGAAUCCACAAUGUACCACGACACUCGGUCGGUAUAUUCCGACAUUCAUCUGCCAGAGAAAAACAACCUGGUAACACCACGGCCCAUCACUGACCUGGGCAUCCGUAGAGCUUUAAAGAAAGACGGAGAUCUCGCUAAACUUAAAGUUCCCCCACAGGAUGAGAAGAUACUGGGGCUCAUCACACAGAGAGGAGAGUUCGAAAAGAACUACUGGAAACAGCGGCUGAAGAACUCGAUAGCAUGGGACACGGAAAAGAAUGACAAGGACAACUUCCGGUUAGAGAAGCAGAAAAACCAUAAGGCUAAGGUUGAGAUUAUGAGAGAGGAGGAUCGACAGAUGGUCCAGCUGAAAAAGUUGAAUCGGGCAAAGAAACGGUUGAAAAAGAAGAACAGACUUUUGAAAGAGUUAGAAGAAUCAAACAACAAAACAGAGAACAAUCUGAGGAAGCAGCAUGAACUUCGGGAGAAGGAGAUACAAGAGAUGGUUAAGUGGGAAGACGAACACAAAGAAAAACAGGAAAAGAAUUGGUGGGAUCUGAACUCCAGAGAAUACGACCGGCGACUACAAGAGAAAGCAGAACAUGACAGAAAACGCUUACAAGCGGAGGAGAAACGAGAAACUAUCAUUCAUGAUGAGAUACAGCGAAUCGCUAGGGAAAACGAAGAAGAGAGGUUGUAUUACACAAAACGUCAUGUUGUGUACGAAAAGAAAGCAAAGGCUGGCCAGAAAGCUCUCGUAACGAAGAUAGAACGCAGACUGGAAACUGCUCAAUCCAACUACGAGACACACGUCAAGGAACGUCUCAAAGAAAUCAAGGACGACGUGGCAAAGGAAGAUGAACGAAUGAAGCACGCCCUGAAGGCUCACAGCAAACAGGAGAAACAGCAGCACAAGAGAAUGAUGAAGAUGCUGCAGAAAACACAGAAGGGUAUAGAGAAGGCUAAUGACACCCUGGCGAAAGCGUUCGAUUCCGUUUCUAAACAGAUUCAGACGGAAAGGGAGGAAAAGGAGAGAGAACAAAGAAAGAAUAUGAAAAAACUGCAGAAGGAUGCAAUGAGGUGGUCAAAGAAGGUCAACAAGGAGAUUAAAGACCGCGAGAGCAGAAUGAGUAUGGAACAGGAGAAACGCACUAAAAUCAUGGAAAAGACCAGACACGUAGCGCAUGACACUCGUAUUUUACGAAACAAGCUACUUGACAGGUAUGGAGCCGAAAAUUUCGACAAGAAAGUAAUACGAGUGGAGCGAUUUCACUCCCUUGGCACACGUCCUUCCACACAGGAUUGGAAUACUUCCAAUAUUAGCUUGCUUUGAGAACAGUUUUAAACAGUAGUUCGAUAUGACGACUUUUUCAUUAACUACUAUAAGUUUUUUAAUUAACAAAUAUCACCUUGCAUUGAGGACGAAUUAAAUACACAAUAGUCCAAUAUGAGGACUUACGAUACGCCUAUCAAUUUGCUUUUCUAAGUUCAACAGUAAAUAUAUAGGAAGGCGUAUGAAAAAUCAAUAAUAUUGCCGAUAGAUGUGAUUUUUCUGAAUGUUGAAAUAUACCUUAAUAUCAGUUUACUAUUCUCAUCAAGUAAUUUGCUAAAUUUAGAACUUCAGAAUUAGUCAUAAAUUACAUAACAGAGGUAGUUAAAUAUUUAGUAUUAUAUUAUCACUAUUGAUAUUAUAGUUCUUGCAUUUUAUUUCUUUUAAACAAUGAUAUAUUGUUUACUGAAGAUGCGUUCCAUGUAUUUUUCAAAUGCCCUAGAUUUAAUGAUAUUCAGUCAUAUGAUGUUAUACCAAAAUGCAACUCAACUUAAAUUACCCUCUUAAUCGUUUAAUAUGAUAAUAAACGUUUGUACUUUAUAGAUAAUAGAUCAUUUGUAAAUAUUCAUGUAUACAUGUGUGUUUUGUACUUUAAUUGUAUUGUAAUAUCUAUUAUGGG
Messenger RNA from Mya arenaria, 2044 nucleotides. RefSeq names its product trichohyalin-like. The record is from RefSeq and is a predicted model, not a curated record. The transcript has 12 exons. NCBI's taxonomy places the organism in Eukaryota, Metazoa, Mollusca, Bivalvia, Myida, Myidae. Bases 127 to 1428 code for a protein of 433 amino acids.